This is a messenger RNA of Malania oleifera, 1441 nucleotides long. RefSeq lists its product as uncharacterized. Gene Ontology annotation, cellular component: intracellular membrane-bounded organelle. NCBI's taxonomy places the organism in Eukaryota, Viridiplantae, Streptophyta, Magnoliopsida, Santalales, Ximeniaceae. The transcript has 12 exons. Bases 191 to 1213 code for a protein of 340 amino acids. Gene Ontology annotation, molecular function: thiolester hydrolase activity. The record is from RefSeq and is a predicted model, not a curated record.
GGAACCAUUGCAAGGGGCAGAAGCCAGGCCCCCCACCAGACACUGUUGACUGGUAGUUCAAUUUCUCCCACUACGUCUCUCUGAGUUGCAGUGCAGAAUAGAGCCCAAGCAGAAAUUCCUGCAGACGCCCAUAGUUCGAAGUCCAAGACUCCUCGAUUCUUCAUUCCUGCAAGAUUCUGGAGCUAUACCAAUGGUUUCUAUGUCGCCACAGCCAUCAAUUUUUGUCUUCGCAUUCGUUUUCGCGCUUUUCACUGACGUCUCACUAAUUCACUCCAUCCCUUUCGCUGUCUUCCAUGGAAUUGGUGAUCAAUGCAGCAAUAAAGGAGUCUCAAGAUUCACUGAGCUUCUAAGCAGUUGGUCUGGGGCCACAGGAUAUUGCAUAGAAAUUGGAGAUGGGACAUGGAAUUCCUGGUUUAUGCCCCUUAUGGAACAGACGGAAAUUGCUUGUGAGAAGGUGAAGAAAAUGAGUGAGCUCAGUGAGGGUUACAAUAUUGUUGGACUUUCUCAGGGUAACAUGAUUGGUCGAGGGAUUGUCGAGUUUUGUGAUGGUGGUCCUCCUGUUAAGAAUUUCAUAUCACUGGGAGGUCCUCAUGCUGGUACAGCUGCCAUUCCAUUUUGUGGAUCUCUUGUGAUUUGCGUUUUGCUGGACAGUAUGGUCAAGUCAGAGAUGUACAGUAAAUUUGUCCAGGAACACUUGGCCCCGAGUAAUUACUUUAAAAUCCCAACUGACUGCUCUGACUAUUUAAGGGCAUGUAAGUUUCUCCCUAAGCUUAACAAUGAAAUCGCCAAUGAGAGGAAUUUCACUUACAAGGAACGGUUUGCUAGCUUGGACAAUUUGGUGCUUAUCAUGUUCGAGCAUGACACAGUCUUGAUACCGAAGGAGACCUCCUGGUUUGGGUAUUAUCCAGAUGGUGCCUUUGAACCGAUAUUAGAAGCCCAACAGACCGAGCUCUACAUAGAGGACUGGAUUGGAUUGAAAACCUUGGAUGAAGCUGGAAAGGUUAAAUUUGUUCGUGUGUCAGGAAAUCAUUUGGAAAUAUCUCAAAGUGACAUGAAAAAAUUUGUAGUACCAUACUUGGAGGAGUACCAAGCUUCCACAAGGCUAAUAGAAACAGUGUCUUCAUCCCGUGUAUGGUCGUCAUCAAUCUGGAAUACCAUCCUGGAACUGGUUGGGCUCAUUGAGGCAAACCCUCCUCUGCAUAUGCCCAAUUAAAUUUAGACCGUGGACAUGUGAGUGGGCAUUUUUAUCUUUCAUGAGUUAUUUAAUUUUUUGAUCUCCUGUAGACGUGCCAUUUUUCCAUUGCAUGCGGCCAGAAAGGAAGUUUGGCGCUGUUUGGAUUGGGUGUCUGAAUCAUGCAAACAAGUAAUGUUAUGCUUCUAGCUGUGAAUUUAUGGAUUAUUGCACUACAUAUUUUUCAAUUUGUUGGAUUAGAUCGUUGAA